UAUGUGAUGACCUCGUAUAUAUACGUGUAUUCGAAAGACGGCAGAAAUUUUGACAGCAGCUUGGGAAAAGAGAUCAGAAGAAGAUGCAGAUCUUCGUGAAAACCCUAACCGGCAAGACCAUCACCCUUGAGGUCGAGUCAAGUGACACUAUCGAUAAUGUCAAAGCAAAGAUUCAGGACAAAGAAGGAAUUCCUCCGGACCAGCAGAGGUUGAUCUUCGCCGGAAAACAGUUGGAAGAUGGUCGCACUCUUGCUGACUAUAACAUCCAGAAAGAGUCAACCUUGCAUCUUGUUUUGAGGCUUCGCGGUGGUAUUAUUGAGCCGUCUUUGAUGGCAUUGGCCAGGAAAUACAACCAGGAUAAGACAAUUUGCCGCAAGUGCUAUGCACGUCUACACCCUCGUGCUGUUAACUGCAGGAAAAAGAAGUGUGGACACAGCAACCAGUUGAGGCCAAAGAAGAAGAUCAAGUAAACUGUUCUGAUUGCAGGAAGGAAUUUUUUGUUGUCAAUGGAUUACUGGAAUGUGUUUUGAUUAUUAGUUUCUUAGUAUUAUAUGAAACCCGUUGGAAGUUGAACUGGCAGUUUUUGUCUAUGAUUUUGUGUUGGGUUUGAGA
Trifolium pratense (red clover) is the source of this 612-nucleotide messenger RNA. Its product is annotated as ubiquitin-60S ribosomal protein L40. Gene Ontology annotation, cellular component: cytoplasm; ribosome; nucleus. Gene Ontology annotation, molecular function: protein tag activity; structural constituent of ribosome; ubiquitin protein ligase binding. The transcript is spliced from 5 exons. Gene Ontology annotation, biological process: modification-dependent protein catabolic process; protein ubiquitination; translation. Lineage: Eukaryota; Viridiplantae; Streptophyta; Magnoliopsida; Fabales; Fabaceae. The record is from RefSeq and is a predicted model, not a curated record. The coding region runs from base 84 to 470 and encodes 128 amino acids.